Messenger RNA from Saprolegnia parasitica CBS 223.65, 2454 nucleotides. RefSeq lists its product as hypothetical. The coding region runs from base 1 to 2454 and encodes 817 amino acids. Gene Ontology annotation, biological process: chloride transmembrane transport. NCBI's taxonomy places the organism in Eukaryota, Oomycota, Saprolegniomycetes, Saprolegniales, Saprolegniaceae. The record is from RefSeq and is a predicted model, not a curated record. Gene Ontology annotation, molecular function: chloride channel activity. The transcript has 6 exons.
AUGCCCAAAACGUGGUUGCCCGACGCGUCGAGCCGAGGCUCGAGCUUUGACACGGCCAUGACAACAAGCGAAUUCGCCGAGCCUGAGCCGUCCAAGCUCCUCUUUGAUUACGCAAUUCUCUUUAAAGUCGGUCGGAAAGGCGCUGGCGGUGUCAAAGUCCAGGAUCUCCACGCAACGCACUUUGACGUCGAGAUCAUCAGCAAGGUCCAAGACGUUUCGAAGCGACUGCUCGCUGCCGGGCUUCAUGUGCGCCUCGAGACGCGCUGGAGUGAGAAGAAGAAGGCGCAGGCCAGCCACCUCAAAGUACUCCUUCUCGUCUUUGCCCCCGAGCCGCUCUUGUCGCGUCUGCGCAAGAAGCUCGAGAUCGAGCGCUGGAUCGAAGGCGGGCGGUACGGCGAACACAUCCUGAACCUCUCAACGCCGGCGCUCACGGCAGCCGACCGUCUCGUGCUGGUCGAUCGCUUGCUGUACACGCCCGUGAGCGACGGCGGCGUCGGCCUCAACGACAGCAGCGACGUCUACAAGGCGUUCCCGCUGCACGACGAUGCGUUCAACCGCGACGUCCUUGGCUGCUGGUUUUACGAGUGGCGCGAUUACUUCCGCAACAACGACCGCCAUAUCGAGAAGAUCCGGCUGCAUUUCGGUGAAAAAACUGGCUUGUACUUUGCCUACAUGGACUUUUACACCAAGUGGCUCGUGCCACUCGCGCUCUGGGGCGUCGGCAUCUACCUUGUCUCGGCGUUCUCGCCGACCGCGUACUUUCAGCUCCUUGCGGUCACUGGUAUCUUUGUCUCGACACUCUGGGGCACACUGUUUCUGAUCUUUUGGAAGCGCCGACGCGCGGCCAUUCGGCUCAAGUGGGGCGUCGGGCAGCUCGAGCACGUCAACGUUCCGAACCGCGCGUUCCACGGCGUGCCACGUAUGGAUCCGGCGACCGGCGUCGUUAAAUUGCACUACCCGAAGUACAAGCGCCGCCUCAAGUACGCCGUCGGAUACCUCAUCUUGCUCGCGUUCAUCGCUGUCGAGACCGUCGUUACCAUCGGGUUUGUCGACUUGUAUUUUCUUCAAGUCGGGCUGCGCGGGGGGUGCUCGACAACUGGCUUUGAAAAUUGGAUUCUCGUGCUCUGUCAAGGCAUUUUGCUCGGUUUGGUGGUCGACAUUGUGCAGUACCAACUCUUCCGCGUCAUUGCGGUCGCGCUCACCAACUGGGAAAAUCACCGGACGGAGAAGCGCUACGAGAGCUCGCGGGCACUCAAGAUUUUUUUGUGGGAUUUCUUCGGUAUUUACUCGUGGUUUUGGAUGUGUGCGUUCGUCUACAUCCCGUACGGCCAGCAGUUUAGCGACCUUUUGAACGAGUCUCACAUUUUGCCGUGGCCCUCGAGCUACCGCCCCGGCCUUCUUGUCCUCGGCAAUAUCUUUGUGACGCCGCUCGUCGUGACCCAAGGCCUCAAGAUCGUCUUUGAGAAAAUGAUUCCCUACUAUCUCUUGCGCGGUGCUAAGAAAGCCUUGGGCUCCAAGGACAACUACGACGUGUACCACCACGCCGGACCCAGCAAUGUCGCGUCGCCGCGCGUCACGGACCUUCUCGUCUCGGGGCUUCGCACGGUCGGUCGCAAACUCUCGUCCAGUCCUCGUAAAGAGCGCGCCCAGUCCACGGCUGAGCUCAACGCGGACGACGAAACGCCUCGGAAAGGCCGGCACCUCAUCGCGGGGCUCAAGGUGCCCGGUCCGCAGACGCAGGCGUUCCUCGAGCAGCGCAAACGGUUCGUGGACCGCGUCCUCGAGCAAGGCCGCCAGUCGCCGCACGACAACUUUGCCGACUAUGCCGACACGUGUGUGCAGUUCGGCUAUGUGUCGCAGUUUACGUGCAUUUGGCCCUUUAUUCCGCUCUGCGCCGUCGUCAACAACCUCUUUGAAGUGCGCUCGUCAGCGUUUCAGCUCGCGUACACGUCGGCACGCCGCGUGCCCCAGCGCACGAGCUCGAUUGGGUCCUGGAACCUCUUCCUCAAGUUCAACAACAUGUGGGCCAUCUUCAUCAACAUCGCGCUCGUCUGCUACGCGAGUGGACUUCUCGAGUCGUUCUAUCCUGGCUGCAACGUCGCGCUCGGUCAAGUCGGAUACGGCGACCACCUUCCACCGCUCGUGCCCAACUUUACGUGCCUUGCGGAUGCCGAUCGGUUCCGGAUCUUUCUGAUCCUCGAGCACACGUGCGUGAUGGUGUACGCGGCCUUGUACCUCGUGAUUCCGUCCCUGCCGUCGGACGUCAAGCGCGUCAUGCGCAAGAAGGACAAAGAGAUCAAGGAGCACUUUGUGUCGCAGCUCCACGUCGCCGCGCCGCGCUCGUUCGUGCCGUCGUCGCAGGUGCACGCACGCAGCGUCGCGCUCACGUCCGAGCUCAAGACCAUCUUGUGCCGCGUCGACAAGGCGCUGCGCACGCGUCACCCGGCGGUGUGA